CCGGCGCGACCGAGCAGGUUGGCCGAAGGAGAGAAGUCAAGGCUGAGCGCAACGAACGAACCCCGAUGAUGUCAGACUGCCCAUGCACCGCUUGACUGAUGAGGUGGUUAGUAAGCCCGAUGAUUGCGGAAGCUGCACUCUUCCCAUUGCCAUGUGUCCUGGAACGACUGGUCAAGAUCAGAUAGGCCACGAAUACAGUCGCGGAGAGACCAGACAAACUCCAAGCCCCUACCCGAAAGACAGUAGAAUUGCCGGCACCCAUACCUGUGAAUUGAAUCAAGAGGGCAGAAGUGGUAAUCGGGCAGCCAUUCUCUCCAUGACUCGACAACAUGAUCUGGAGCCCAAUCCGCGCCAUCCACUACUCGCAGAGCAGGGAGACUACAUGACCGUCUGAGUUGGCGCCGUGGUCGGGAUCGCUCCAGAAGCAUUGCGAGCGCACCAGCAUCGUCCUGUGUAGCCUCCACAAGAGCCGCAAACAGGUCGUUCUGUUGUUGCCGGAUCUCUGUAAGAUCUAUGCCAGCCUCGCCGUA
Messenger RNA from Baudoinia panamericana UAMH 10762, 530 nucleotides. RefSeq lists its product as uncharacterized. Lineage: Eukaryota; Fungi; Ascomycota; Dothideomycetes; Mycosphaerellales; Teratosphaeriaceae. The transcript is spliced from 2 exons. The coding region runs from base 83 to 394 and encodes 103 amino acids. The record is from RefSeq and is a predicted model, not a curated record.